UAGUAAUUUCAUGAUGUCUGCUCCCAUGAUGCAGUGUUUGGACGAGAUCGAGGGAAAACCCAUUCAUGAAACUAAAUAAUCCUUUUGGAUUUGAUCAUGAAGGAAUUGAAAAGGAUUUUGAUGACUCUCAUUACAUCCCUUUAGACCCAUCCGGCAUCAACCAUCAUCAAGCCAAGCAUGGGGAAAAUAAUUGGUUGAGGGCCUCUUACGAACCUCACAUGGGGCCUUCCCAGAGGAGGAAAUUAAAGGAAAAUGACAAGUCUAUAAAUGCUGAAUUCCCCUUCUACCUUAGUGAAGAAAUGAAGGAUGACAUUGAAGACAUCCCUUGGAAUGAUCAAACCGAUGGUGAUAUCAAUACACAUAAUCUAUCCAAACUGAGAAGUGACGCUGACAUGAGCAUACAAAGCAAAAAGAAAAGGGCAUCUAUUAGCACAAGAGUAAAGAAGUGCAGGGAGAGGAAGGAAAAGUUCUAUAGAGAUCUAGAGGAAAGGGCAGCACGGCUAGAGAAGAAAUGAGAGAUGCUGACCAAAGAAGUCUCUGAUUAUAAAACCCGUCUUGCUUAUUAUGAAGCUAUUGAUAACAAAACUGAUUCAGAGAACCCUCAAAGUGUCGACUCCAAGUUUUUAGAUAACGUAAGGAAGAAGAUCCAAGAAAGUCAUGCUGAUGAUCUCACAGUGGUCAAGGCAGUUGAGAAGGUCCGAAACCUCUACGGACCUUUCGGCCAAGAGAAAUUGAAGGUUCUAGAAAGCUCUUUUGAAUGCUUCCUAGAGAACAUCUUAUCUGGGAGUCACUUAAAGAUAGCUUUUUAUGCCUGUGAAGACUUUCCAAAGAAUUAUACGGAGUAUCAAAAAUAUUUAAAGCUUAAGAAAUAUCAGCAGCACGAGAAGUAUCCAGACGAGCAUGUUAGAGAAUUCAUUAACUAUCGUCAGAGCUGGUUGAAAACCAAAGUUGAGUUUAAUAAUUGGACUAAGAACAUGCUCCCAGCCAUGAAGAUGAUCAGAGAGGAGAUGAAAGUAGCGAUUAAAAAGUUACUAGAUGCGAGGUAUAAUAUUUAUAAAACUCUGAUGAGACUUGAUCUUUUCAUGGAGUUUUUACCUAAUAUCCCUCUUAAUCGACAAGAGCUAAUGCAGAUCCUUGAGGAGACGAAACAUAGCGAUUUCGUUAUCUCUUCAAAGGAAGCAUUAGGGAUUUCUGAAGAAGAAAUCGAAGUUAUUGAAACUGUUAAAGUUCCCAAGCAAAAUAUUUUUAAGAACUAUUUGGUUCUUCAAAACCUCUUAUCCGAGGACGAGAAAGCACCAAAGCAGUUCCAAAAGAUGUAUAAAUUCAGGAAGUUAAGUUUUGUUGAUAAAUAA
Messenger RNA from Moneuplotes crassus, 1352 nucleotides. The record is from the annotation of a GenBank genome assembly. NCBI's taxonomy places the organism in Eukaryota, Ciliophora, Spirotrichea, Euplotida, Euplotidae.